CUCUUAUGAUAACUUGUACAAGUCUCAUAACGGAUUACAGUGCUUUACCACACUCAGCUGGCAUUGUGUAGCACGAUAAGAUAUAUUUCUACCGCCUAUUUAUCAGACCCGAGGGUUAAUCAAUUCUUAACUAAAUUCCCUGCAGUUCCCUAUUACAGCACCAACACAACUACUAUACCAUGGCUACACAAUUGAUCCCACUGCCUGAGGUGGAACGACUCAGUGCUUCGGUGGUGCGGAUUUUGGGGGGCAACCCUGGAAAGUUCACAUUACAAGGGACGAAUACAUAUCUGAUCGGCCGAGGACGCCAAAGGAUCCUCAUCGAUACGGGCGAAGGCAAACCCGCCUGGGCAACAAGUCUUAAGAAUGUCUUGUCAUCAGAGAAUGCAACCGUGCAAAAGGCGCUCCUCACGCAUUGGCACGUGGAUCAUGUCGGUGGCAUUACUGAUCUCAAGCGCCUCUGCCCUCAAGUGAUUGUCCAUAAGCGCGAACCCGAAGAAGGGGAGGAGGGCAUUGAAGAUGGACAGGUAUUUAGCGUUGAGGGUGCGACGCUGAGAGCGUGCUAUACUCCUGGACACGCUUUUGAUCAUAUGGCGUUUGUUUUGGAGGAAGAGGACGCUCUUAUUACCGGUGAUAAUGUCUUGGGACAUGGGACGAGUGUCUUUGAAGACUUGAAAGCCUACAUAUCCAGCCUGCAGAGGAUGCACAGUCUAGUCUCCGGCCGCGGAUACCCCGGCCAUGGCCCAGUUAUCGAGAAAAUUCAGACGAAAGUCACUGAAUAUCUGAAGCACCGUCAACAACGCGAGGACGAGGUCGUCCGAGUCCUCCGAUACGGCAAGCUCGACGUUGGUGACGACGAGAAAUCCCCGGAGCGCAAGGGAUGGUGGACUCCGUUGGAGUUGGUGAAGGCGAUCUAUAAGGAUGUGCCUGAGAGUCUGCACCUGCCUGCGUCACAUGGGGUGUUGCAGGUACUUAUGAAAUUGGAAGAUGAGGGCAGGACGAUUCACGACUCGGUAUCGGGGAAAUGGAGUUUGGUGGAUGGGAGGUCUGCUUUGUGAAUACGGGGUAUCUCAUGAUUUUGUAUAAACAUGCUCUCUGGUAUAUAUUCAUGUCAUUAUUGUAUCAUUUCAACCGGCUAAUACUAUGUAUAGAG
Molecule: messenger RNA, 1153 nt
Organism: Aspergillus glaucus CBS 516.65
Lineage: Eukaryota; Fungi; Ascomycota; Eurotiomycetes; Eurotiales; Aspergillaceae
Product: putative metallo-beta-lactamase domain protein
Exons: 4
Coding region: 180-1058 (292 amino acids)
Biological process (GO): secondary metabolite biosynthetic process
Source: RefSeq, a predicted model, not a curated record